UCCAGACUACGUGUUUUUGGUUAGGUUUUUGCUGUUAGCAUUAUGGCGCGAUUUUAAUAUUAUUGUUGUAAUAGAUAAUAGAUAGAUAAUAGAGUUACUUGUCUUGCACACUUGCAUAAAAUAAAAUGGGUUCUACAGAAAAUUCUAAUCAGAAACGGAUAAUCGAGUUGGUUCACGAUGAAGAAAAGAUUGUGACUACUGCUUUAGUUGCAAAUGAGCUAAAAAUAUCACUGAGUGAAGCCACCAGACACUUGAAUCAGUUUAUUGAAGAUUCCCCGAAAUUAAAACUGGGGGAACUACACUGCACUUAUUUACUUUGUGGUGCUUUGAAAGACAAGCAGGGUUCAGUGAUUUACCUCGUCAGGGAUGAAGAUUUACAAGAGAAGAAGGAUUUGUUCGAGAAUAUUUCAUCAGAAGUUGUUUACAGUGUUCAGAAGGCGAGACAAAUUGAUUACAACAUGAUAGCCUUAACAGACUCCUCUUAUGACAAUUUUGCUGGUUGUUUGACUAGUAAAAACUGUGUGAAACGAAAUGUUAAGGAGAAAACUUUGCCACCUCUGCCUCCAACUACUGUCAAGGAAAAAGGUUCAUUCUUUAAAAAGGUUGACUCCCAGCCAAAACCAGUGACUCAAGCAACUGCGAAAGAAAGUGUCAAAGAACCACAAUCAUCACAAAAACAAAGUAAAAUCACUUCCGUCAAACCUAAACAGAAUGGAGGGAUUGCAAGUUUUUUUGCAAAAGCUCCACCCAAGUCAGAGAAAGAAGACGUUAAACCUAAAAGUGAAGAAAAGAAGAACGAGGUUGAAGAAACUAAGGUUACUACUAGCAAAUCUAUUGAUGAAGACAGUCAAAAGAUUGAAGAAAUGGAUGUAGAUAUUGAAGAGAUAAAACCAGUUGCACAGAAGGUUCAAAAGCAAAGUACUAAGAAAAGGAAGAAGAGCAGUAAAAGUGAUCUUCCCAAUAAAAAGAGGAAAAGGAUACAGCAAAUCUGCGAUUCAGAUAGCGGUAGUGACAUUUUCGAAGAUGAAGACCGUGAAGAAGAUAUUAUUGAGAAAUCUGAUGAAGAACCUGUUGAGAUUCCAGUUGCGAAACCAACACCAGCCCCAAAAAAUAAAAAGAGGAAGGCUGUUGAUAAGACUUACGUUGAUGAAGAAGGCUUUAUAGUUACAAAUGUUGAAUAUAUUUACGAAAGUGCCUCUGAAGAUGAGAAAGAAGUACCAAAGCAGGAAUCUCAACAAAAGCCCAAGGUUUUGUCAGAAAAGAAGAACAAUAAGGCAGAACUUGAGAAGCCAGCAACAAAAGGGAAGAACAAGAAACCAGUCAGCGGAAAACAACCAACACUGAUGAGCUUUUUUAAGAAAACUUAAUAUUGUGAUUUUUAUCAAAUUAUUUAUCGUUUUAUUUCAUUUAGAAGCAGUUUGUCUUUAUUAGAAUAAAGAAGUUUGAACUUA
Messenger RNA from Tribolium castaneum (red flour beetle), 1451 nucleotides. RefSeq names its product DNA polymerase delta subunit 3 (gene PolD3). Gene Ontology annotation, molecular function: DNA-directed DNA polymerase activity. The record is from RefSeq and is a predicted model, not a curated record. Gene Ontology annotation, biological process: DNA strand elongation involved in DNA replication; DNA synthesis involved in UV-damage excision repair; nucleotide-excision repair, DNA gap filling. The transcript is spliced from 5 exons. Bases 126 to 1367 code for a protein of 413 amino acids. NCBI's taxonomy places the organism in Eukaryota, Metazoa, Arthropoda, Insecta, Coleoptera, Tenebrionidae. Gene Ontology annotation, cellular component: nucleus; delta DNA polymerase complex.